AUGGAAAAGGGUUGUCGUUAUGACAACGCAACAACGUUCAAUGUUCAAAAAUUAUCGAUUUAUAAAAAAAAACUUCAACUCAGUGACGGCGGCAUCAGUUUUUUGAUGGGAAAUCUAGUCGUAAAAAUAAAAGACGAUGACAAAGACAGUGGUAAUCGUGGAUACGGGAGCGAUGCAGAGAGAGAACAGAAGACUGCUUCGGUAGCAGCUGAAGAAAAUACGCAGAACACGUCAAACACGCCGGAAACAACAUCCGGACACGAGGCCGAGAUGGAAGUGGCGAAGGGGGAUUCUGAAGAAAAGAUUCAGAAACCGCCUCAGAGGAUACGGAAUACAAGUCGGGGACGGUCACGACAUAAAUCACGACGCAAAAAUUCCAAAGAGUCCAAAAACACAUUCAAAGAUACGACAACGAAGAGGAAGCGGAGGAGAAGGAGUAAGAGGACUUCAUCUUUGUCAUCGUCAUCAUCGUCGUCAUCGUCGUCUUCAGAAGGCAAUCGAAAGAAAAAACCUUCAGCCAAUGAUAAACGCUGUACUCGAAAGACCAAUUCGGGCAAUCAGAACUCUCGACCGGCUAACCGCGAUGAGAUUUUGUUUGUUUUGGAUGAUGAAGAAUCCGCGGGAUCUAAACGACAACGGCAGCGCAAGGCCAAACGAAAUAUGUCUGACGCUGAGAGAUGA
Messenger RNA from Cinara cedri, 681 nucleotides. Lineage: Eukaryota; Metazoa; Arthropoda; Insecta; Hemiptera; Aphididae. The record is from the annotation of a GenBank genome assembly.